This is a messenger RNA of Fusarium coffeatum, 2172 nucleotides long. RefSeq lists its product as uncharacterized. Gene Ontology annotation, molecular function: carboxypeptidase activity. The transcript has 6 exons. The record is from RefSeq and is a predicted model, not a curated record. The coding region runs from base 1 to 2172 and encodes 723 amino acids. NCBI's taxonomy places the organism in Eukaryota, Fungi, Ascomycota, Sordariomycetes, Hypocreales, Nectriaceae.
AUGUCUAGAACUCUAGCAUCCGCCCUCCUCACCGCAGCAUGCGUCUACGCCUGUCUGCCAGACAAAGACGAACUCGCUUCACUCCGCUCAAAGCGCAGUUCACGCUCCAACAGUGGUCUCACAAAGCGUGAAACAGUCCCCUUCCCGCCCAUCCUGUCAGAAACUGAAACUCUUCUCGUCAACUCCUUCGACAACGCCUCCGUCUCCGACUGGUCGCUCUACUACUCCUCCGGCUACCGUCUCGCAGGCCACAACCGGAGCCAGGCAGAAUGGACGCAGAGCAAAUGGUCCGAGCACGGCUGGGAAUCUUGGAUUGAGGAGUAUUGGAUUACUUAUACUGAGCCGACUGAGAGUACUUUGAAGCUUGAGAGGCCUGAUGGGAGUGUGUUUGAGGUGCAGAGGUUGGAGGAUCCUUUGGAGGGAGAUGCGCAGACGAGAAAUCCUGAGGAGAAGGUUGCUUUUCAUGCGCUUGCGGGGAGUGGAAGGGUCAAUGCUGAAUAUGUCUACGUUGGACGCGGUGCCAAGGCGGACUUUCAGAAGCUGAAGGAUCUUGGUGUUGAACUCGGUGGAAAAAUCGCCCUUGUUCAAUAUGGGGGUAUGAACCGUGGUGUCAAGAUCAAGAACGCUGAGGCAAACGGCAUGAUCGGCACGAUCAUCUACACCGAUCCUCUCGAGGACGGUGAGAUCACCGAAGAGAACGGCUACCUCCCGUACCCUGAUGGCCCAGCUCGCCAUCCCUCAGCCAUCCAAAGAGGCAGCACGCGCUGGGGUUCCCUCUCCUUCGGUGACCCCUCGACAAUCGGCUACGCCUCGCACAAAGACGCCCCCAGAGCAGACAUUACUCCUUACGGUCCCACGACGCCCUCUAUCCCCAUCUCUCCACGCGACGGUCUCCAACUGCUGCACGCGUUGGAUGGUCAUGGUCUUUCCCCGGACCAAGUCAACCGCACCAACUACAAAGGCGCUUUCUCCAACGUCACAUACUACAGUGGCCCAGCACCUGGUGCCAAGCUCAAUCUCGUGAAUAUCAUGGAUAAGAGACUGGAGCCUGCGUGGGAUGUGCUUGCUUCGAUCAACGGAACUAACGAGGAUGAGUAUGUUAUCAUUGGAAAUCAUCGCGAUGGCUGGACGGGCGGUGGUGCAGCUGAUGCUGUUUCUGGUGGUUCGCUUCUCAUUGAGAUGGCCAAGGCUUUUGGAAAGUUGGUUGAGAAGGGGUGGAAGCCUCGUCGAACCAUCAUCCUUGCUUCUUGGGACGCUGAGGAGUUUGGUCUCAUGGGCAGCACAGAGUGGGUUGAAGAUCAUCUUCCUGAAUUGCGCGAAAAGGUUGUCGCGUACAUUAACCUCGACACAGCCGUCUCUGGUCCUCGUGCCGAGAUCGUUGGGUCUGGUGAGAUUCAGAAGAUCGCUAUCGAGACGAUGAAGAAGGUCAUCUAUCCUGAGGGUUACGGCGCUGGACCCACACUCUAUGACGCUUGGUACAAUGCUACAGAGGGUGUUCUUCCUGCUAUGGGUAGUGGAAGUGACUACGCAGCUUUCUACCACAACGGAAUCAGCUCGCUCGACAUUGCUGGAGGUCCAGGUCCCAAGGACCCCGUCUACGCUUACCACACCCUCUACGAUACCCAUGACUGGAUGACCAACUACGCAGAUCCAGGUUUCCAUCUUCACAAAGCGAUGGGUCAAUACGUAACACUCCUAACCUACCACAUCGCCGACGACCCUCUCAUCCCCUGGGAUAUGACUCAUGCCGGUUCCGCCCUCCGAGAUAUCUACGAAGAUCUCGAAGAUAAACUCGAAGAGCGUUUCUCCAACUACACCCUCGAUCUCACCACUCUCUCCGACGCCGUGUCCGCAUUCGAGACCGCAGGAAAGAGCAUCGACAAACUCGCCAAACAAGCACUCGCUCUGAACGACACCGUUUUGUUGGCUGAAGUGAACACCAAGUUCAGAGAGUUCAGCCGAGGAUUCGCUAGCGAGGGAUUACUCCCGGGUAGAUAUUCUUUUUACAAUGUUGUUAGUGCGCCCGGGUUGGAGAGUGGUUAUGGAGCGGAUGUUUUCCCGGCUGUGCAGGAUAGUCUGGAUCAGGGGAAUGUGACGCAGGCUGAGGAGUGGGUUGAGAGGAGUGCGAAGGCUGUUUUGAGAGCUGCUGAGAUUUUGAAGGUUGGCGAGUAA